Molecule: messenger RNA, 1273 nt
Organism: Oryza sativa Japonica Group (Japanese rice)
Lineage: Eukaryota; Viridiplantae; Streptophyta; Magnoliopsida; Poales; Poaceae
Source: RefSeq, a predicted model, not a curated record
CGUUUCGUACUCCGCCCCGAACCCUUCUCCGACUCCAACUCCGGCUCCGGCUCGCCGUCGGUCGGCCACCCAUUAAAACCCUCGCGCGCCGCCGCCGGAGUCCGGACCACGCACGCACGCAGCUCCGCGAAAAGCACACGCCGAGCGAUGGCGUCGCCGUCCGCCGCGCCCAAUCCACGGAUCCAUGCCCGUGCAAGCACAAGAGGCGCAGUCAAGGAGUGCCAAGGCAAGAGCAAGUUCUUCCUCGAGCACCAAGCCAAGUGGGAGAAGGAAGGGAACAAAGGCUACGACACCAACGCGCACGGCUGGCGCUUCGCCUACGAGCUCACCUUCCCGGAAGGCGAAAUCCCUUCUGACUGGGGGUACAGCAAGCCCCUGUGGGACGAGCACGCCAAGGACGAGGCUCGUCGCCGCCACCGAGAGGCGAAGCAGCGCAAGAACGAGGCGCUGCAACGCCAGCAGCGCAUAGAGCAAGUACGAACACGCUGGCGGGAGAAAUAUGCCGCCGGGAAGGCACCGCGUAAAGAGCAGCUGCAGAAGGAGGCUAUGGAUGAUAUGUUUGACUGGCAAGUUCUGGCUGAGAAGAGGCACACCAAGAAUGUGCAAAUGGCCUUGAACAUCAUCAACAGGAAGCAUCCGGGCAGAAACUACGAGCUCUGGGAGAUCUCUGCAAAGAGCACGAUCGUUGAGAUGGAACUAUCCUAUUGCCACUACAACUUCACUGCGUACUCCCCAAGCAGUGGAUUUGGGUUCUUCUUCGCCGAGACGAGCGACGAUGUUAAAUGUGAGGACCAAGUUCACUCGUGGUGUUCAAUCGAAACAGGCGAAAUAGGGUGUUGUGUGCGAUGCAUGAGUUAUGAGAUUUACCUUGUACACCCAAGCACCGACAAGUUCUUGUUCGGGGAUGAAAGCUUACAUUGCUGCUGUGCUGACCACUGAUGGCCAUAUUAGUAAAUGUAUUCUUGUAAUCUUGAAAAGCUGCCAGUGUUAUCAGUAGGAUUUAUCUAUUGAUAAUAUGUAAUACAAGAAGAAUGUUUGCUUGAGAAAUUUGUACGCACUAGAUUUUAAAUUAUACCAUUAUGUAGUCAAUGUCUUUAAUAACUUCAAUCAAGAAUAUACACUGGGGAAAUUAUUUUUAGAUAAUAUAUUAUAUUAACCCGGCCUCUACACCUUAGAAAGGUGUACACAGCCCAAAUACACUGGAGAAGUUAUAUAUAUAGCUGUAGCAAAUAUCUCUAUUCACUCGUUCAAACUUCAAAGUUGGUCCAGUGUG